Messenger RNA from Cavia porcellus (domestic guinea pig), 588 nucleotides. RefSeq names its product gap junction protein alpha 9 (gene Gja9). The record is from RefSeq and is a predicted model, not a curated record. NCBI's taxonomy places the organism in Eukaryota, Metazoa, Chordata, Mammalia, Rodentia, Caviidae. Gene Ontology annotation, cellular component: connexin complex. Gene Ontology annotation, molecular function: gap junction channel activity. Gene Ontology annotation, biological process: cell-cell signaling.
AUGGGGUUCAGAGCUAAGAUGGAUGGAUACAUAAACACGGGGCACUCGUAUCUUCUUGGAGGUGUUCUAGAGGAAGUUCACAUUCAUUCCAUGAUUGGAAAAAUCUAGUUCAUCUUCCUGGUAUUUCCAAUGCUUGUCCUGGAUGUAGCAGCUGAAGAUAUCUAGAAUGAUGAGCAGUCUGGCUACAUCUGUAACACAAAACAAUCAGGUUGCAAAAAUGUGUGCCAUAAACAGGCCUUUCCUAGCUCCCUCAGCAGAUACUGGGUUCUGUGGUUUGUAGUUAUGUCUUUACCAUCUCUAGUCUAUAUGAGCCAUCCUUUUAUACCAAUCAUGAGUUCCAGAGAAAGAGGGGCAGCGAUGUAAAUUCAAUUAAGAAGAGAAUUGGAUGGGCUUGAGUCUGAAAUGCCUGUGGAUCAAAGGAGACUGGAAGAGCUUUGUCAGUUGGAACAAAGGAAACUAAAUAAAGCUCCAUUCAGAAGAGCCUUUCCUUGCACUUACGUGUUACACAUUUUCACUUGCUCUAUGGUUAAGUUCGCAGUGAUCGGACAAAGGCAGCCUCUAUUUAAAUGUCAUAGCCAGGCAUGGUAA